This is a messenger RNA of Chenopodium quinoa (quinoa), 1532 nucleotides long. RefSeq names its product GDT1-like protein 3. The transcript has 9 exons. The coding region runs from base 408 to 1292 and encodes 294 amino acids. Gene Ontology annotation, cellular component: Golgi apparatus. Gene Ontology annotation, biological process: Golgi calcium ion homeostasis; calcium ion transmembrane transport; manganese ion transmembrane transport. Lineage: Eukaryota; Viridiplantae; Streptophyta; Magnoliopsida; Caryophyllales; Amaranthaceae. Gene Ontology annotation, molecular function: manganese ion transmembrane transporter activity; calcium ion transmembrane transporter activity. The record is from RefSeq and is a predicted model, not a curated record.
CUGUAGUGUAGUGCAACUUGGUGGGUUGGUGAGCUUGCAAAUCUUGUGAUACGGAGUAUACAACUGUGUCAAAGCGCCGAGUUAACUCAAUUGUCGGCCAUGGCUUAAUCUCUCUCUCUUUCUCUCUCCUCGUUUUUUAAUUCAACCCAGAAAUUAAAGUGAGAAAGUGGUUUUGUAACUCCACCCAAAUUUCAUUUUCUUUAAUCCUUCGAUCUUCUUUUCAUCUCCCCUUUACGCUCAAUUUACGCAAUAUCAAAUUCUAAUUCUUUGAUUCUUUCCUCUUUUAUGUUACGAUUCUAGGGAUAUUCCUUUUAAUUUCACAUUUUUAACGAAGAUCCUUGAAGAUCUGAUUCUAAUCAUUUUCAAUUUCCCCCAAUUUUCCUUUUCCUUUUGUAGAUUUGGGGAAAAUGGGUUGCCGAUUAAACCAUAGAAAUAGUUUGUUUACUUUCCGAUUUGCUGUUCUGUCGAUUUUUGUCAUUGGGUUGCUGCUUGCUUCUGCUAUCUCAGCUCAGGAAAGUGGUGAUGAUGAUCAGAAUGAGAGGGUUGGGGGAUCAGUAAAGGAUUUGGGACGGCGUAGUAAGAUUGUGCUGGAGCACCUGGGAAAAGAUGCUGAUUCCAUACAUUUGGGCAUAAAUUUGGACUCUGGUUUAGGAGUUUUUGAUGCCUUCUUUGCAAGUUUAUGUAUGAUACUUGUGAGCGAGAUCGGAGAUGAGACAUUUAUCAUAGCAGCUUUAAUGGCAAUGCGUCAUCCAAAGUCCAUUGUAUUAUCUGGAGCUCUCAGUGCCUUGGUUGUGAUGACAGUUCUCUCUACUGGACUUGGUAGGAUAGUUCCAAAUUUGAUAUCAAGGAAGCAUACAAACAGUGCAGCUACAGUUCUUUAUCUAUUUUUUGGUUUGCGUCUGCUUUACAUUGCUUGGAAGUCUGAUCCUAAAGCAUCACAGAAGAAGGAAAUGGAAGAGGUUGAAGAGAAGCUUGAGGGAGGACAAGGCAAAACAUCCAUACGCCGUUUCUUAUCAAGAUUUUUAACUCCUAUAUUCUUGGAGUCAUUUAUUCUCACCUUCUUGGCUGAAUGGGGGGAUCGUAGUCAGAUUGCUACAAUUGCUCUGGCCACACACAAAAACGCGUUGGGCGUAUGUGUGGGGGCCAUACUGGGCCAUUUGGUCUGCACUUCAGUAGCUGUGGUGGGAGGAAGCAUGUUGGCGUCCAGGAUCUCGCAACGCACAGUUGCCACCGUCGGUGGCUUCCUCUUUUUAGGAUUCUCCUUAUCAUCAUACUUCUAUCCUCCACUAUAGUACAAACUUAUGAAUUUGUUGGCUACCCUCAUUCAUGUAAUGUCAUCAUGUCACUAAAAUUCUUUUCUUUCCUUCUCUCUAUUCAGAAUCUCCUUUACAGUAUUUCCUUUUUUAAAAAAAAAAGAUAUAGUAGUAUACUAGUAUACUAGUAUGUUAGCUUUCCUUUUAACGUCUGUUAGGGGUGUAAAAUUUUUGAUCAUGUAAAGGAAGGGAAAGUUUCCCAUUUUCUUCUACCAUAAA